Molecule: messenger RNA, 2429 nt
Organism: Bombus pascuorum
Lineage: Eukaryota; Metazoa; Arthropoda; Insecta; Hymenoptera; Apidae
Gene: Atg4b
Product: cysteine protease ATG4D
Exons: 6
Coding region: 408-1868 (486 amino acids)
Molecular function (GO): protein-phosphatidylethanolamide deconjugating activity
Source: RefSeq, a predicted model, not a curated record
CACCACGCUCUUUGUAAACACGCGUCCUUCUCUGUCGACGGCUCGAGUGUGUCUUUAUACUAUUUUUGAUCGCUUACUUUACGAUACGCCACUUAUUUCGUUUAUUCUCAAGUUGAUUACCAUCUUUAAGAAAACAAAUUAUUCUUGUACAGUAUCUUACGGACCUAGUAUUUCAUUUAAAGGAAAUGAAGCGUUAAGUUAACAGUAGACUGGUAAUGAGCUUUGUGUUGAGCUCGGCGCGUGCAUCAACCGAUGCAUAAUUGUGUUAAAUACUUCUGUGACAACAGUAACCAGUUCGUACGCAAUGCGAUAAAACUGUGGUUGUGUGCGCUGUUCGCGUAACCAUAAUCGUAUUCGUACAAAAAUGCAAUCACCUUUCUGUGCGGUACUUAAAUGCCUUGAAAUACAUGCUUUCUAAAAUUUACUUGUUGGGCAUGAAUGGACAGGUGCAAUCCUCCAGGGAAAGGUUAGGAGGUUUUACUAACAGUACAAUAGGGCUGUUCUCUGGGAUUAUUGCCACUGACCGUGUUCCAAACAUACAACUAGCUACUACAAACAAUGAAUUACCUAUGGAUGAUUCCAAUGUUAGUACAGAAGUUGAUAGCAAAGUUAAAACAAAAUUAUUAUCCAUGUGGAAUAAUGUUAAAUAUGGCUGGACCAUCAAAGUAGUUAAACCAAAUUUCUCAAAAGAAUCUCCAGUAUGCUUACUUGGAAAAAUUUAUCGCAAAAAGCCAGAAGAAUUUUUGGAAAAGGCUUCCGAAGCUGAAAAAACUUUAGACACUGGAAGUGAAAUAUCUUUAGCUAUGGAUGCUAUUAGCUUUGAAGAUGGCAUAGAGGAAUUUAAGAAGGAUUUUACCUCGCGUCUUUGGUUAACAUACAGAAGGGAAUUUCCUAUAUUGAAUGGUUCUACAUUUACCACUGACUGUGGUUGGGGAUGUAUGUUACGUAGUGGACAAAUGAUGUUGGCACAGGCAUUGGUCUGCCAUUUUCUUGGAAGAGAAUGGCGAUGGCAGGUAGAUCAACCACUGAAAACAGAACAACAGAAAUUGGAUGAAUAUAAUCACAGGUUAAUAAUUAAAUCGUUUGGAGAUCUACCAGACAGUACAUCUCCAUUUUCCAUACAUACACUUGUUUCUUUGGGUGCCCUGUGGGGAAAACGUGCAGGUGAUUGGUAUGGACCUUCGUCCGUAGCUCAUCUUUUAAGCCAAGCAGUAGAACAAGCAGCAGAACGACAUCCAGUAUUUAGUAACUUGGCUGUUUAUGUUGCUCAAGAUUGUGCAGUUUAUCUGCAAGAUGUAGAAAAUGUAUGCCAAAUGCCGGAUGGCAAGUGGAAAUCUCUUAUACUUUUUGUACCUUUAAGGCUUGGUGCUGAUAAAUUGAAUCCUGUUUAUGCAUCUUGCCUAACACAUUUACUUACGCUAAAUACCUGUAUUGGAGUUAUCGGUGGCCGACCUCGCCAUUCGCUUUAUUUUAUUGGUUUCCAGGAAGAUAAAUUAAUUAAUCUAGACCCACAUUAUUGUCAAGAAACUGUUGAUGUAUUAAAAGAUAAUUUUCCUUUGACGAGUUUUCAUUGUACUUCACCAAGAAAAAUGUUAAUAUCAAAAAUGGAUCCUAGUUGUUGUGUUGGAUUUUAUUUUCAUAAUAAAAUCCAAUUUACAAACUUUAUGGAGAUUGCUCCCUCUUACUUGGUGCCCGAAGAUGAGAAAGUCGACUAUCCGAUGUUUUUAUUUUGCGAAGGGAGCGGGAAAGAUCUCCAACAAAAAAUUGAAAUUGCAGAAAACAUAAUUCCCACUACUACCUCAUUUACAGGUAAUGGGACGUAUGAUGAUGAUCUUGACGAGUGCGAAGAAUUUGAACUAGUACAGUGAGAUAUUUAUCACAGACAAAAGAAGAAAUAUCAUGUACUUAAAAAACAUUCAUGGAUAGUUUUUUGGAGAAAAAUGAUAAUGUUUGUCAUUAAUCAUAAUUCUCUCUACAUUCGUCCAUAUAUGUACAAGGAAGAAAUCAAUUGACGACUUUAGCAGAUGACAACGUUGCAUAUUAGAGUUGAGUAUUAAUUUCUAAAAUGAAUUUAUGCCGCAAAAUGAUCUUUAGAUCUCAACGUGCUCGUUAAAUGACUGACGUGAAUUAGUAUAUCAAUAUUUUCCAUUCGCGAUAAUGCAUUUAUAGAUUCAAAUUAGCGUUAUCGUUGAUACUUUAUUUCUGUAAUCAUAAUUUAAUGCGGCUUUUUGUAUAUCGGUUUAUUGUUGCACAAUUUUUUUUUGUCUUGUGUAUUGAUCUCAAAAGUUGCUUUUAAAUAAUUAUUAGGAUAUUGAUUUACUAUAUGACUUAGAAUUGUCAUAACCAAGAAGAUAUUUAUUCUUUUUCACGCAAUUAUCACGUCAAGAACUUGCGUAGAUCGUAAGUUGGCGAUUUUGUUAUGAAGAAUA